UCCGAUUAUCUUAAACGACCGAUUAGUCCAUUGGAAUUGACCAACCGUAUUUUUGUCAUUAAACAAAAUUAACAAAUGCGAUUGGUCAAUUCUGAUGGAAUAAUCGGUCGUUUAAGAUAAUCGGAGAUGGUGAACUGACUCUUCUUAAAACUAGGGAUUUUUGGAAAUGUCAUUUUUGGAAGCAAAGAGAUAAUGCGCUUUUUGCCCAACUUCAGAAGGAUUCGAGUUUAGAAAAAUUUUGCUUCCACACAUAUUUACUGCUCGUUGAAUUAAUCGCUGAUUAAUCAGAGUUUAAUCAAAAUCGCUACUGGUACAAGAAAUUGCAUACUCCACAAUACGCAUUUAUUUUUCUCGCGGUUGUACGUGGCUCGAACUUUGACACGUAGAACGAUAAAAAAGGAUCGCUAUUACUUAUCGUUUCUUGUGCGAUUGCGUCAUAAGUGGAUCUUGAUGUUUACUUUGCUGAAGAGAAUGACGCAAAAUGGAUUUCCAGGCCGUUCUGCCCACGUUAACGGGUCCUACGAGGAUGCCAUAAAGACAUUAAGUCUUACUUUACAAAGUAAUGCCACUUAUUUGCAGUCUGCUAAGAAACAUGCAAAUGAUCCUGCAAAAUUGAAGGAAACAGAAAAAUAUUUACUCAGAUCUGGUAUUACUUUGGAUCAAUUAGAUAGUCUGUCUAUAAUCCAUGUGACUGGUACCAAGGGUAAAGGUUCGACAUGUGCGUUUAUAGAGGCGAUUUUGCGACAGCACGGCUUCAGCACAGGCUUCUUCAGUUCGCCGCAUCUGGUCUCCGUGCGGGAACGCAUUCGGCUGAACAGCGAGCCCAUCAGUCAAUCACAUUUUACUUGUUCCUUCUGGAACGUGUAUCGACGUCUGGAGCAGAAACGAGAACACGAAUCCGACAUGCCGACGUACUUCAAGUUCCUAACAAUUCUUAUGUUUCACGUGUUCCUAGAGGCAAAUGUUGACGUGGCGAUUAUUGAGGUGGGAAUCGGCGGCGAAUUAGAUAGCACUAAUAUCCUACAGAAUCCGGUUUGCGUGGGUGUGACGAGUCUGGGUCUGGAGCACACCUCGCUGCUGGGCAACACCUUGGAGGAGAUAGCUUACCAGAAAUCGGGAAUCUUCAAACCGCACGCGGCAGCUUUUACGGUGCCGCAGCCGGAGCAGGCGAUGCGCGUUCUACGAAAACGAGUUGUGGAAAGAAGAUGUCGGGAUUUAAAUGUAGUUUCGAUCCAAGAUUGUGAAUGGAAUGAUGUCUUCUCUUUGGUAGGUAUCGACAUUAGUAGUGUGCAGCGACAGAAUGCUUUGCUGGCAAUCAGCAUGGCAUUCGAGUGGAUAAAAUCGCGUUACAAUCAAUCUAUUACAAACGGCAAGUACAUCGGUGAUCACAAUAUCCGAAACGGCAAGGAUGAUUUUUCACAAAUAAUUUCUCUAAAUAAAGUCACGACUGCAUUGGCAAGCUGUAAAUGGCCUGGUCGGACGCAGAUUCUGAGGACCAGCGUGGCGGAUUUCUUUCUGGAUGGUGCUCACACGAUUGAGAGUAUCGUUAAUUGCGUUUCGUGGUUCAAGAGAGUCAGUCGAGAAAGUUCCAGUAAGUGCUUGAUAUUCAAUAUCAGUGGCGACCGGAAUUCCCUGGAAUUUUUAAAGUUGCUGAGACCUUUGAAUUUCGAUAGAAUUUAUUUUGCUCCAAAUUAUGCCGGAGUAACUAGCGUGGAGGAUUUAUCGAACUACGCGUUAAUCGAUGAGCAGAAAAAGAAAUGUAAGAAGUACAGCGAGUUGUGGGGCGAGGGUUCGGUGUCGAAGAAUAGCGUCGCUGAGGUGUUGCAUGACAUUAAGAAGCACGUAUCGUCGCGGACGGAUAGUCAAGAUAAAGUAGAAGUACUUGUAACGGGAUCCCUACAUCUGGUCGGCGCAUUAUUGACUAUUCUAGAUCCCAAUUUGACAAUGACCAGUGAUUUUUAAUGUAAUGUAAAAUAAGAGUAAAAUUCGAUUUGUAAAAGUGCUUUGUUAAGACGCUGUAAUGAUAAGCUGUCAUGAAAAAGCAAUUCUUGUGAGAAAUACGAAAUCUAACAAAUAUCAAUAUACAUAUAUGUGCAAGAA
Monomorium pharaonis (pharaoh ant) is the source of this 2100-nucleotide messenger RNA. RefSeq names its product folylpolyglutamate synthase, mitochondrial (gene Fpgs1). The transcript has 4 exons. The record is from RefSeq and is a predicted model, not a curated record. NCBI's taxonomy places the organism in Eukaryota, Metazoa, Arthropoda, Insecta, Hymenoptera, Formicidae. Gene Ontology annotation, molecular function: tetrahydrofolylpolyglutamate synthase activity; ATP binding. Gene Ontology annotation, biological process: tetrahydrofolylpolyglutamate biosynthetic process. Gene Ontology annotation, cellular component: cytoplasm; cytosol; mitochondrion. The coding region runs from base 451 to 1962 and encodes 503 amino acids.